Gordionus sp. m RMFG-2023 is the source of this 970-nucleotide messenger RNA. RefSeq names its product frataxin, mitochondrial-like. The coding region runs from base 241 to 834 and encodes 197 amino acids. Gene Ontology annotation, molecular function: ferroxidase activity; iron chaperone activity; ferric iron binding. The transcript is spliced from 7 exons. The record is from RefSeq and is a predicted model, not a curated record. Gene Ontology annotation, biological process: iron incorporation into metallo-sulfur cluster; intracellular iron ion homeostasis. Lineage: Eukaryota; Metazoa; Nematomorpha; Gordioida; Chordodea; Parachordodidae. Gene Ontology annotation, cellular component: mitochondrion.
GGCUUUUUAUCGACAAACCAUAUGCAAAAAAAUUCUGAAUUAUUUACGAAAUACACGGCCAGUGAAUUAAAAAUAUUAGAAUCAGAACUCGAAAGUUUGAAGGAAGAUAGAAAUGAUAUAUACUAUAACUUGCCCUUUUUGAAUAUUUUUGUUAAAAAACAAAAGCAAGAUAUUUUACCUAUUCUAAAAAGAGAAAUUCAAAAUCAUAAAAAUUCUUAGUCAAAAUCAAUAACAGUAAUUAUGUCUGGUUUUAUCAUGUUAAAACACAUUAAACAUUUAAAUUUACAAUAUUUCAUUAAAAAUUUGCCCCAAUUGUCACAUAUUAUGUUUAUGGAACCAUCUUAUUCACUUCAAAUUUAUCACAAAUACUCAUAUGAAUAUAAAAAUGGAAAUUCAAAUUGUGAUGACCGAACUCAUAAGAAUUUACAAAACUAUAAAUUUAAGUGUAAUUCAAAUCAAAAGAACAAGGAAGAAUUUAAUUAUCCAUCAAUUAGUGAAGAGACAUUGUUAGCAUUAGCAGAAUAUUUUGAAUCUUUUGAAGAACAUUGCGAUUCAAAUUAUGAUGUCACUUAUAGUGAUGGUGUUUUGACCAUUAAUUUACCACAAAAACAAGGAAUAUAUGUAAUAAAUAAACAGGCUCCAAACAGACAAAUAUGGCUAUCAUCUCCUAUUAGCGGGCCAAAACGAUAUGAUCUUGUCAACGGUAUCAAAUGGGUUUAUGCCAGUGAUGGAGUCAGCAUGCAUGAAUUAUUGAACAAGGAAAUACCUACAUUCAUCAGCUCUAAAAAGAAAGAUAUAGAUUUUACGAUAUUGCCUUUUGGAGGCAAGUCUUAAUAUUAUAUAUUCUUUAUAAUUAAAGGCAUAAAUAUGUGAGUCUAACACAUCGCAUUUCUCAAUAUUAGUUUGUAUUUGUCUUUAAUAAAAACAUCAAAAAAUUAUAGUAAAUUAUUUUUAAAUAUUGCAUCAGUAU